CUUUUGCAGAGAGAGCGAGCACUACUAGGGCUUGUGUUGUGGUGAUAACACGUGUAGUCGAGGGAAAGUUUCGCAAGAUCUGUCAUCUACUGAAUUAUCGAACAAUCAUCUCAUGGGGGAGGUCUCUCCAGUCCACUUCACUCUUGAGUCUUGAGUCUUGAGUCUUGACCUACCAAUCCAUAGCUACUGCCUUCAAUCUCCAUUCCCACUUACUUCCCACUACAUAGUACAAACUAUCUCUCUCUCACUUUCUAAACAAGCACCCAUGUUCUGAAUCUUGCUGCUGCUCCUUUCAUCUACCUCAAAAUCGAAUCUUUCUCUCACCUCAACCAUUCCAUUCCAUUGCGAUUUGAUCUGUUGUGCCACUUUUAAGAGUGACCGGGUCAUUUCUGGUGAUCAUUAUGUCUUACAAUCACGUCUAUCCCAGAUGUUGCACACUCUCUCCAGAACCCAACAAGCCAAACGACAAACCUUCGGGUUCGGGUGCAGGUGAAUUCAAGCUCUACCAAUUUUUCGUCUUUUGUGUCCCUAUCUUCUUCACUUUCAUCCUCCUCUUUGUCUUCUACUUGUUCUAUCUCCGCCCUCGACGUGUCAAUUGGUCCUCUAUUCGAAUGAGGACGGCUCCACAAAAUGAUGACAUUAAUGACAUUGCCACAGUUGAAUUGGGCUUGCAAAAAGAACACAGAGAGAUGCUACCCAUUGUUGUAUAUAACGAAAGCUUCUCUGUCAGAGAUACACAAUGUGCAGUAUGCCUGGGGGACUAUCAAUCAGAUGAUAGGCUUCAACAAAUACCAGCCUGUGGCCACACGUUUCACAUUGCUUGCAUUGAUAGCUGGCUAUCCAUGCACACCACCUGUCCACUCUGCCGCUUAUCCCUCCUUUCGUCUCAUAAAUCCCAAAAUGAAUCACCUGAUGUAACUCUAGAAUUGAGUCAUGCGUCUUCUGUUGCAGAGAAUGAUGCACCAUCUCUUGCACCGACACCUCAAGCUUGUGAAGAAACAGAAGCUUCACAGUUCUCUGGGUUAAGGAAUGGGGAACCAAGAACUGUCCAAAACAGUUCUGAAGAAGAUGCAAGAGGUUGUCAAUGUGCAGAUCACACCAGAGAAUUAAGGGAUGCCAGAAUUGAAAAUGAAGUGCAUGAGCAUAGUGGUGGAUCUUCUGCCUGACAGGUCAAUUACAUUGAGGCAACGGAGCUAACAACACCAUCCUCCUCACACUAGUAUUCCUGAGAUGCAGCACUGAGUAUAAACGCUUCAAAAACAUGCGAUAUAUUGACAGAAUAUCUGGUUGACUUCUCCUACUGAAGGCAUUAUGCAGCUAAAGUGAAUCAUUACCACGACAUUGCAUGCUUCUGUUGAUCCGAGAAGAUGAAGAAGCUGCUCAUAAAAAAGGAUUUGCCAAAAAUGUACAAUCAGUCAUGUUUCUGUAUUAUUAUAGAAGAAUAAUAGUGACACUUAUGUCUUCAGUUUCUUUUUAUGGUCUAGGAGUAAUUUUAGGUUGUGAGCUAGUUAAGGAGAUGAGGAAGGCAGCAGCUGCUCCAUCACCUUAUGUAGGCUACCACAGCAGGCAAUGCACCAGAUGUAUAUAUCAGCAGUAGUUAUGAAGGAGCAUGUCCUCAAUUACGCAUGGAAAUUAGAUAGCAUAGUUAAAUUAGUUACAACAGGCUGUUAAUUAUUUCGUCAAACAUGUUUAUUUCCUGUUAGAUGUAUCUUGAUCAAGAUUUUUGUGA
This is a messenger RNA of Rosa chinensis, 1729 nucleotides long. Its product is annotated as RING-H2 finger protein ATL7. The coding region runs from base 402 to 1166 and encodes 254 amino acids. The transcript is spliced from 4 exons. The record is from RefSeq and is a predicted model, not a curated record. NCBI's taxonomy places the organism in Eukaryota, Viridiplantae, Streptophyta, Magnoliopsida, Rosales, Rosaceae.